Messenger RNA from Pongo pygmaeus (Bornean orangutan), 881 nucleotides. RefSeq names its product large ribosomal subunit protein uL15-like. The coding region runs from base 18 to 881 and encodes 287 amino acids. The record is from RefSeq and is a predicted model, not a curated record. Gene Ontology annotation, molecular function: structural constituent of ribosome. Gene Ontology annotation, biological process: translation. Gene Ontology annotation, cellular component: cytosolic large ribosomal subunit; ribosome. The transcript has 2 exons. NCBI's taxonomy places the organism in Eukaryota, Metazoa, Chordata, Mammalia, Primates, Hominidae.
UCAUCUGGGCUGCCAACAUGCCAUCCAGACUGAGGAAGACCCGGAAACUUCGGGGCCACGUGAGCCACGGCCACGGCCGCAUAGGCAAGCACCGGAAGCACCGCGGCGGCGGCGGUAAUGCUGGUGGUCUGCAUCACCACCGGAUCAACUUCGACAAAUACCACCCAGGCUACUUUGGGAAAGUUGGUAUGAAGCAUUACCGCUUAAAGAGGAACCAGAGCUUCUGCCCAACUGUCAACUUUGACAAAUUGUGGACUUUGAUCAGUGAACAGACACGGGUGAAUGCUGCUAAAAACAAGACUGGGGCUGCUCCCAUCGUUGAUGUGGUGCGAUCGGGCUACUACAAAGUUCUGGGAAAGGGAAAGCUCCCAAAGCAGCCUGUCAUCGUGAAGGCCAAAUUCUUCAGCAGAAGAGCUGAGGAGAAGAUUAAGAGUGUUGGGGGGGCCUGUGUCCUGGUGGCUUUAAGCCACAUGGAGGGAGUUUCAUUAAAUGACCUAGGGCUCUACAGUCAGCAUGUGGUGAAUGAAGCCAGUCAGGCUUGGGUCCUCCUCUUCAGGGUGGUAAACUCCCCCUGGUCCUGGGUAGAUCCAGAUAUGCUGUGCAGGAGUCAGGGCCUGGCGUUGGAAACCUUUGGAGUCUACCUGCUAUUCUAUUCUAUUGUGGCUGAUGUGGCAAUGAAACCACAGAAGGAGCUCCUUCCCAAUUUUCUAUAUCCUUUCCACAAGAAGAGACCACCACCAUCCCAGGCCUGUGGCAAAUACUGCCCAGAGAUGACCGAUGUUCCCCCAUGGCCCAAGGGCUCUUCGGUCAUCUUGUGGCGAAUGCUGCCAGACCUGGGACUCUCCCUUCAGGGCAGUGGGCUCCCGUCUGGCCCACGGUAG